CGCCUGCACACCCCCAUGUACUUCUUCCUCCUCAACCUCGCCCUCCUCGACCUGGGCUCCAUCUCCACCACUGUCCCCAAAGCCAUGGCCAAUGCCCUCUGGGACACCAGGGCCAUCUCCUACACUGCAUGUGCUGCCCAGGUCUUUCUGUUCUCAUUCUUGUUGUCAGCCGAAUUUUACCUCCUCACUCUCAUGUCCUAUGACCGCUACGUUGCCAUCUGCAAGCCCCUGCACUACGGGACCCUCGUGGGCAGCACAGCUUGUGCCAGCCUGGCAGCAGCUGCCUGGGGCACUGGGCUUCUCAAUGCUCUGCUGCACACUGCCAAUACCUUUUCACUGCCACUCUGCCGAGGCAACACCGUGGACCAGUUCUUCUGUGAAAUUCCUCACAUUCAAAAGCUCUCUUGCUCGUACCCCUACCUCAGGAAUCUCAGUCUUAUGACAUUCAGCGUAUUUUUGUUUUCGGGGUGUUUUGUUUCCACUGUGCUUUCUUACGUGCAGAUCUUCAGGGCUGUGCUGAGGAUGCCCUCCGUGCAGGGACGGCACAAAGCCUUUUCCACGUGCCUCCCUCACCUGGCCGUGGUCUCCCUCUCUAUCAGCACUGGCCUCUUUACCUACCUGAAGCCCCAUUCCAUCUCCUCCCCAGCCAUGGAUGUGUCGGUGGCAAUUCUGUACUCGGUGGUGCCUCCAGCAGUGAACCCCCUCAUCUACAGCGUGAGGAACCAGGCACUGAAGGGUGCCAUCUGGGAACUGUUGUUAUGGAUGUUUUCCAGUAAUCACAAAGACUCCAUCUCUCUCCGCAGGUGACUUCUAAUGUAUCCCACUCUAAGCUUGUGCUCGGUUGUUUUCCAUUAGUAUGUUUCUUUCUUUCAUACAGCCUACAGCAUACUUUCAUGCAGCAAAGGAAGUACAUGGGCAAGUACAAAGUGUUCUGGGGGGUCCUGAAAUGUGUGUUUGAUACAAAGAGAAGAUCUCGUGUUCAGAGGUUCUCCACUGUGGAAAGGGGAUUUAGCUGGGGGUCCUGAGGGAAUAAGAGCCGGCCGUGAGCCAGCACUGCGCUCCUGUAGCCUGGGUGGCCAAUGGUACAACAGAGGGGUGUCCAGCAGGGACAGGGAGGUGAUCGUCCUCCUCUACUCAGCCCUUGUAAGGCUCCAUCUGGAGCGCUGUGUCCAGGCCUGGGGAAACCAGCGCAAGGAAGACAUGGAGCUGUUGGAGCAGGUCCAGAGGAGUGCCACAAAGAUCAUCAGAGGGCUGAUGAAAGACUGUGGGAGUUGGGAUUGUUUAGCUUGGAGAAGGAAGGGUCCGGAAAGACCUCAUUGUGAUCUUGUGAUACCUGAAAGGAGCUUACAGGCAGGAGAAGGGCUGGCUUUUUAUGCUGGAAGAUAGCGAUAGGACAAGGGGCAAUGGAUUUAAACUGAACGAGGGGAGGUUUAUGUUGGAUGUUGUGAAGAGAUCCUCCACGCAGAGGGUGGUGAGGCACUGGAAGAGGCUGCCCAGAGCAUUUGUGGAUGCCUCAUCAGUGGAGGUGAGUGGAGUGGCCAGGCUUGAUGUGUUCCUGGCAGUCUGGUCUUGCGGUUGGCAAGCCUGCCCACAGCAGAGGUUUGGAACUAGAUGAUCCUUCUGAUCUUUCCAACACAAGCCAUUCUGUGAUUCUAUGAUUCAGUGGAUAUAACUUGGACUUAAUAAAAUCU
Messenger RNA from Gallus gallus (chicken), 1691 nucleotides. Its product is annotated as olfactory receptor 14J1-like. The coding region runs from base 16 to 807 and encodes 263 amino acids. Gene Ontology annotation, molecular function: G protein-coupled receptor activity; olfactory receptor activity. The transcript has a single exon. NCBI's taxonomy places the organism in Eukaryota, Metazoa, Chordata, Aves, Galliformes, Phasianidae. Gene Ontology annotation, cellular component: membrane. The record is from RefSeq and is a predicted model, not a curated record. Gene Ontology annotation, biological process: G protein-coupled receptor signaling pathway.